AUGACGUUGCACGGGGGAAGCUCGCCAAGAUCUGAGCGGAAGGAGCGUGUGAAAACUCUACAUUAUUCCCGGUGCCUUACGCAAGAUAGUUUUAAGUUUAACUCGGCAUUAUGUCCACGAUGCCCAGUCCAAAUAUAAAUCAGCGGCUCGCGUUGUUUUCAUUACCGGAAAUCGUCAUAGCUGCGGCUGAAAGAGUCUGCAGCAUCUGCUAGCGUAGCGAGCUAACCGCCGUCGGCGUUCACGGUCAGGAAGCCGGGUGGGAAAAAAAAGGUGGCGCUCUCUGAAGGUGGUUCGUCGGUGUUAAUAAUUUGCGAAGCAGACGAUUGCGCAGUAAAAAUAAGAAGACCGGCGGCAGAUACCUCGAGGUUGUGUCAGUGAAGAAGAAUACAUGUUUUCAGCUAACGUUAAGGGUUAGCGUUAAAUUAAUACUUUAGGCUAACUGCUGCUCGGUAACGACAGGCAGCUCAACUCUACAAAGGUGCUCCGGGACAUGGCCAGUAAUCCCGCGGCUACCUGCCAGGCUAAUGGAGGCAGCAAGCCGGGAGGAGUGCCCGCCGCUCGGCGUUCGUGUGGCCACCGGUCCGAGUCUGAAUCUGAUGCUGGACCGACUUCGAAGAGCUUAGCGCGAUUGUGCAGCAGGGAUGACGGGGAGCGGAGAGCGGCUCUGGAGGAGUUAAGCCAAGGGGUUCUCCAGUGUUUAGACCUGGAGCGGCACGGCUCGGAGCGACUGCGUAAACAAACUCUUCUGCAUCUGCUCCGGCUGUCCAGGUCGUGUCCGCUGCAGGAAGUACGGGAGAGAGCCGUCGAGCUCCUGCGGACCGCACAGGAGCAAGGAGUCCAGGUACCUCGGGCUCUGGCCUCAGGUCCAAGUGCCUUUAUCCCUGCAAAAGAGAUUUUAAAAGGAGGGCCAAACCAGGAUGUCCUGAUUGAGUCUUUUCUUUCGCUGGGGCGUGUGGAUCACAUCUCUAUGGUCAUGGCGAUGCACCCAGCCUACCUCUGCUGCUUCCUAAAGACCCAGCAUGCUUUGUUGGAGAUGGACGGCCCCUUGCCCCGUCACUGGAGACACUACAUUGCUGUCAUGGCUGCAGCUCGGCACCACUGCUCAUACCUGGUGCAGCAGCACAGCGCAGGCUACUUGGAGGCCGGAGGGGAGGAGAGCUGGCUAAGCGGCCUGGAGCACGCUCCCGCCAAACUCCGCAGCCUGCAAACACUCAACAAGCUGCUGGCACACAGACCCUGGCUCAUUACGCAGCAGCACAUCCAGGAACUGGUGUGCCCCGGAGCAGAGCCUCGCUGGUCACUGGCUGAACUGAUACACGCCGUGGUGCUCAUGGCGCACGCUCACUCGUUGUGCUCGUUCGUUUGGGGCUGUGGUUUAAACCCAGAACCUGACCACAUUGGGGGCUACACCUUUCAGCCUCCAUCACUUUCUCACAGUCCUCACAGCCCCGCACACAGCCCCGCUCACGAGGACGGCAGGCACGAGCUGGCUGAUGGAGCCGUGGAGGUGGAGGUGCUGAUGAAGAGGAUGGUGGAGCUGCAGCAGCAGCAGGAGGAGGAGUGCACACAGGAGGAGAUGGUUACUCGCUUUGAAAGGGAGAGGAGCGAAAGCAUACCUACGGGUACAGAUCUGACUGCUUACCCCUGCAUCACUCUCAGUCACCUGUUGACUCACCACUUCCUCUCUGUUGUUGGUUUAGCGGUGGUGAGGGGCGCUCCACCUGACCUGGUGUUGCGUCUUGUGGAGGAACCAGAAUUCAGAUAUGAGGACUUUGCUCCCAGAGGAGAGCAGGCACCACCCACCAUGCGAGCACAGGACUAUUCAUGGGAGGACCAUGGAUUCUCUCUGCUUAACAGGCUCCUGCCAGACAUGGGCCAGCUAUUGGAUGAAAACUUUCAGAUUGUGUGCAACUUGACCUACCACAGGAUGGCCAUGCAUGAAGGCGUGGAUACUCACACUCUAAGAAAAGCUCUGUGGAACUACAUCCACUGUCUUUAUGGAAUACGAUACGAUGAUUACGACUACGGCAGUGUGAACGUGUUGCUGGAACGCUCUCUGAAGGUGUUUGUAAAAACCAUGGCCUGUCACCCCGAGCAGACCACAGCACGCAUUUACCACUCCUUCUGGAGACACUUCAGACACUCUGAAAAGGUUCAUGCCAACCUAAUAGUGAUGGAAGCCCGGCUACAGGCGGCACUUCUCUACAUCUUACGAGCUAUUACACACUACAUGAGAUGACAGCCUCGCUUCACUUGCACACAUUUUUGCAGAUGCUGAGCCAGCUGUGAUUUACACCACAGUCCAAUCCUUGUAUACACACACACACACACACACACACACACACAUACACUACAGUGAAUGUUUGCUCAUUCAUAUCGUAUGUUUCAGUGUUAAUGUUUUGAUGCUGCUUUGCGCCUGGAAUGUCAUGUAUUUAAAUUGCGUUACCAUUUUUUGUCUUUAUUUUGUUCCUUUUCUUCUUUUUUGCACUGAAGUCUAUCAUUAGGUUUUAAUUUCACACUUGAACCUCAAGUGGUGCUGUCUUGCACACAUUCUUGUCACACAGACGCCAGGUGCAGUGGUGCAAUUGGGUCUGGCAUAUCAAAAUCAGUGUGGUGAUUCAGAUUGUUUUCAUUGCUGACUGUUUGCUUGUCAGACAAACGCCAUUGAUCACACCAGUACUACUGAUGACUCAGUCCUCUCUGUCUGUUGCACACUGAGGCUGAGAUGAGACAAACAGCUUGUAUUUCUAUAUACAAUAAAAGUUACUUUGUUAUCAAAAUCAA
This is a messenger RNA of Maylandia zebra (zebra mbuna), 2784 nucleotides long. RefSeq names its product sestrin 2 (gene sesn2). The record is from RefSeq and is a predicted model, not a curated record. NCBI's taxonomy places the organism in Eukaryota, Metazoa, Chordata, Actinopteri, Cichliformes, Cichlidae. Gene Ontology annotation, cellular component: nucleus. Gene Ontology annotation, molecular function: oxidoreductase activity, acting on peroxide as acceptor; L-leucine binding. Gene Ontology annotation, biological process: cellular response to L-leucine; positive regulation of macroautophagy; negative regulation of TORC1 signaling.